AAUCAGUCACUCGGUUCCGUCCACCUUCCCUGGCUUAGGAGCUAUUUCCUCCUCCCUAAAAAGGGAGGCAAUCCUGUCUGCUCCGCCUAACUCGCAGAGUUGUGCUAAGAACCCAGUGCGCCUUAUGGGAAAGGCAGAUUAAAAACCAAGAAACAUCAACCAGAAGCAUCAGUUUCUUGACAUGGAGAACCAAGCCAAUAAUACAGUGGGGGUGGGGACCCUACCACAACCACAGCCAUCUGAUAAAGAUCUGCUCUUAGCUUCUCCUUGUGAGGCCGAACUUCAGGAAUUAAUGGAACAAAUUGACAUCAUGGUAAGCAACAAAAAAUUGGACUGGGAAAGGAAAAUGCGGGCUUUGGAGACACGAUUAGAUCUUCGGGAUCAAGAGUUGGCAAAUGCACAAACUUGUUUGGAUCAGAAGGGUCAAGAGGUGGGGUUACUUAGACAGAAAUUGGACAGUCUGGAAAAAUGUAACUUAGCAAUGACUCAGAAUUACGAAGGACAACUACAAACCCUGAAAGCUCAAUUUUCCAAACUGACGAAUAGCUUUGAGAAACUGAGACUACACCAGAUGAAACAAAGUAAAGUUCGGAGAAAAGAAUUACUGCACCCCAGAGAAGAAAUACCCUUUGAACUGAGCAAUCUGAACCAGAAAUUAGAGGAAUUUAGAGCAAAGUCAAGAGAAUGGGACAAGCAAGAGAUACUGUAUCAGACUCAUCUGGUUUCUUUAGACGCUCAACAAAAAUUAUUAUCUGAGAAGUGUAAUCAAUUUCAGAAACAGGCACAAAGUUACCAAAUUCAACUGAAUGGUAAAAAACAGUGCAUAGAAGACAGCAGCUCAGAAGUUCCUCAGUUGAUGUGCGAACCGGAUCACAGUUGUGAAGCCAGUGAAAGAGAUGAGUUCAUUAUUGAAAAACUAAAAUCAGCUGUGAGUGAAAUAGCAUUAAGCAGGAAUAAAUUACAGGAUGAAAAUCAGAAGCUUUUGCAAGAACUGAAAAUGUACCAAAGACAGUGCCAGGCCAUGGAAGCAGGACUCUCGGAAGUGAAAAGUGAGUUACAGUCACGUGAUGAUCUCUUGAGAAUUAUAGAAAUGGAACGAUUACAGCUGCACAGGGAAUUAUUAAAAAUAGGAGAGUGCCAAAGUACUCAUGAAAAUAAGAAAAGACAUGAAUCAUCUUACUCACCUUCGACUAAAGAACCAGAAAGGAAAAGGAAAGAGUUGUUUUCAGUGAUCCUAGAUCAGCCAAAUCAUGAAAAAGAGUUGAACAAGAUACAUCCUGAAAUGUUUAAAGAUGAAAUGAAAAGAAAAUCAGUUUUAGAAAUAAGAAGCCAACUGUAUCAGGAGGAAGAGUGCCAUGGUUCUGAGCAGGAAAGAAUGAGGAAUGAAAUCUCGGACCUAACAGAGGAACUUCAUCAGAAGGAGAUCACUAUAGCAACUAUCAUGAAGAAAGCUGCCUUUCUGGAAAGACAGUUAAAAAUGGAGUUAGAAAUAAAAGAAAAAAUGUUAUCAAAACAGCAGGUAUGCAAGCGGGCAGGACAGCACUUGUCCAGGUCACUGUCUUGCUCGGCUCUGAUAGUCUCAGACAUGAGAUACAAAGCUGUCAGAACUGAAAACACACACCUGAAAGGGAUGAUGGGAGAUUUGGACCCCGGACAGUACAUGACAAGUGAAAUCACUGACAUUAAGAGUUUGGACUUCACUAACAGGGAACAUUCGAGGCAUACGUCUAUUAACAAACUGGAACACGAGAAUGAAAGGCUCCGAAAUGAUCUUGCAAAACUUCGCUCCAAUGGCAAAUCAGCAUGGGCCAAUCAAAAUACCUAUGAAGAAAUGGGACGGUACACCUAUCAAAACCAAAUGAAAAUGGAAAAAAAUGAAGAUAGACUUAGCCAAGACCGGGAGCCCAACAGAAGUGUGACACCUCCUCUGCCGCCUUUGCCAUUUCAAACCAGAGAAAUGACAAGUCCCCUGGUUAGCGAUGACGAAGUGUUCCCACUGUCUCCCCCAGAUAUAGUCUUCCCAGCCUCUUUGGCUGCACAGCAUUUCCUUCUGGAGGAAGAGAAGCGAGCAAAAGAAUUUGAAAAACUUCUAAACACACAUAUUGAUGAACUGCAAAAACAUACAGAAUUCACUCUUAAUAAAUACACCAAGCUAAAACAAAAUAGACACAUUUGAGCUUUUAAACUCUUUUAUUUGCUUCCCCCACCCCGAGGAAAAAAAAAAAAAAAGCUCUGGCAAAAUAUUUACAAACCUGGAUAAUGAAACUGAGAAAUUUUGUUCUGUUUUCUUGAGUAAAUCAUUUCUGUUAGGCAGCUAGAAAAUAGGUAUUUUGUUCGAGAAAGCUGUUUGUAUUUCUGCAUUAACAUAAUAAAUUCUUUGGCUAUAGAGUUACUAUUGAAAAAACAUGACUACUCCAAAAGAGAUUUUUUUUUUCCAGUCUAAAGAAUAUUUUGGAAUUAAAUAUGGAGUUUUUUCCCCCACUUGAAUCAUGUAUACUGAAAACCCAUUUCCUCCGUAACAACAUAAAACGAGGGAAAGGGAAAAUGCUGCAUUUCGAAUAUCCAGGGCAGCUCAGUUGUACUAGGUUUGAAAACUCAAGAAUUUUUCCAGAUGAAACAACCUUACUUUGAGCUCUGUAAACAUCCGAAAUUUCUGUUCGAAAUUUCUUGUAGAAAUAGCUUUACCGGUUCUACGAUCAUCCUUGUAAUGUCUCUCUGUUUUAACACAAUUAAGACAUGGAAUGUGCUGUUUACACAUUUGAAAUGUAUGUACCAGCCAGAGAUUAAUGCUUUCCUGUAAGUACUACUUACUUCACGGAAAUGAACAAGACAAAGAAGAUCUAAAACAUUGCUGCUGUUACAAUCUUCCUUGUAAUACCUCUGUUUUUAAUAUAAUAAAGCGAUGUGAAAUUCUGUGAAUGAAAACUUAAAUGCCUAAUCUCGAUGCAACAGUAAUAACAUGGUAGUGGGCAAUAAAAUUCAAGUUACAAAUACA
Molecule: messenger RNA, 2995 nt
Organism: Felis catus (domestic cat)
Lineage: Eukaryota; Metazoa; Chordata; Mammalia; Carnivora; Felidae
Gene: DEUP1
Product: deuterosome assembly protein 1
Exons: 17
Coding region: 182-2176 (664 amino acids)
Biological process (GO): centriole replication; de novo centriole assembly involved in multi-ciliated epithelial cell differentiation
Cellular component (GO): deuterosome; centriole
Source: RefSeq, a predicted model, not a curated record